This is a messenger RNA of Thunnus maccoyii (southern bluefin tuna), 3554 nucleotides long. It is a transcript of the gene afap1l2, whose product is annotated as actin filament associated protein 1-like 2. Bases 227 to 2971 code for a protein of 914 amino acids. Gene Ontology annotation, molecular function: SH2 domain binding; SH3 domain binding. Lineage: Eukaryota; Metazoa; Chordata; Actinopteri; Scombriformes; Scombridae. Gene Ontology annotation, cellular component: cytosol. Gene Ontology annotation, biological process: inflammatory response; positive regulation of epidermal growth factor receptor signaling pathway; positive regulation of DNA-templated transcription. The record is from RefSeq and is a predicted model, not a curated record. The transcript is spliced from 20 exons.
GAGGAGGUGCGGUGUGGAGCAGAUUAGGAAGAAGAGGAGAGCGCUGUUGUUCCGUCACAACUCGGCUCUGUCUAGCCCAGUCAGUGUAGGUUAUUCGUCGAAAACGGGAGCGCCGGGCUGCAUUCCACAGAAGUUGCUGCCCCAUCACUCCUGACAGCAAACUUUGGGAUUGUUUGAUUUUAUGAGAGGAGAAAAGCGAGAGAUAAGAAGGUGAAACAGCGAGGGAAUGGAGAAGCACAAAGUGCUGGACCAGCUCCUGACAGAGCUCCACCGCUUCCUGCUCAUCCUGGACAAGGAGACCCUGAGUGGGAAUGCCACCAUCCAAAAGGGCUUGCUCUCUGAUCUCCUCCAAUCCUACAGAACUUCAAAUGGUGCUGACGAGGAGUACAUCUACAUGAACAAAGUCAUUGUUACUGGGAAGGACAAAGGCGACAAAGAUGACAGAUCAGAUGCCCUGGUCAAUGGAAAAGCAGCAAAAUAUGUCCCUGUCCCACAGAAGAGCCUUCCUGACCUGCCGCCCCCCAGAACAGGUGUGGUGGGUCGGGAACCAUUUCCCUUACCUGCCAUUCCAGCUCCAGCCUGUAUAGACACUUCGGAGAGCUACUAUGAGGAGGCUCAGCCCUAUGAGGAGACUGUCAAUGAUCUGGACUGUUUUGGCCUCCUCUCAGGGCCCUGGAUGCGAGUGCAGAGCUCUGACAGUGUGGUGUAUGCCGUUAUCACCAGGGAUGACGGAGAGGCAGUUAGCAGUUCCUAUGAGUCCUAUGAUGAGGAGGAAGUGACUAGAGGAAAGUCACCGUCAGCGCAGCACCAGUGGCCAUCGGCGGAGGCAUCCAUCGAGCUGAUGAAGGAUGCUCGGAUCUGUGCCUUCCUGUGGAGGAAGAAGUGGCUUGGCCAGUGGGCUAAGCAGCUGUGUGUCAUCAAAGACCAUCGCCUGCUGUGCUAUAAGAGCUCCAAGGAGCAGACGCCCCUGCUAGAUGUGAGCCUGCUGGGCUGCAGCGUGGUCUACAAGGAGAAGCAACUGAAGAGAAAGGAGCACAAGCUGAAGAUCGUUCCAGCUGGAGGGGAGGCCAUUGUACUGGGCCUACAGAGCAAGGAGCAGACAGAGCAAUGGCUGAAGGUGAUCCAGGAGAUCAGUCCUAAGCCAGCUGAAAACUAUGACCACCAGCACUCUGGCUCUGACUCUCCCAGGCUCAUUUGUACUAAGGGGGACCUGAGUGAGAGAUACUCGGUGGCUUCAGAAAGCGGGAGCAGCACUGACAGCCACGCCGAAACUCCUGAAAACAAAGAUGUGAAGAAAAAAUGCAGUGGAGGUUUGAAGUUCAGCAACCUCAUGAACAUUGGCAAGAAAAAACCCUCCGCAUUGGAGAGCUCAGAGAAAUGUGUCGACACCUCAGGCUACCUCAAUGUGCUGGUGAACAGCCAGUGGCGAACCUGCUGGUGUCUUAUCAAGAAUGGCCAGCUGUGGUUUUACCAGGACAAGGGCAAGUACAAAGUGAGCCAGCCAGCUGUGACCCUAGGGGGCUGCAAUGUUUUGCCCGACCCCAGCCCUGAGCACCUGUACUCCUUCAGGAUCGACAUGGACGGGACACAGCUGGCGACCCUAGAGGCCAAGACGUCAGCAGACAUGGGCCACUGGCUGGGCCUCUUGCUGUCACAAACGGGGAGUAAAACCGACCCCGAAGAGCUGACGUACGAUUAUGUCAACGCUGAGAGGAUCUCCAGUAUCGUCAAUGCAGCCAAGACUUCCUUAUACUUGAUGCAGAGGGGGUAUUCAGAGCCAAACACCUACAUAGAUACCCCACCUUCCAUCCCUCUCAACUCUGAUGAACUGUAUGAUGAUGUGGCAUCUAUAGCUGAUCCAGAGGAUGCUGAAGAGAGCGGCCUGCCAGAAAGUGAGGACAACAACCUUCAACAACAUAAUGAAAUAUGUACACAGGGCACCAAGGAGCCAGUGGUUACAGAGGAGGACAUUGACAGCAGAGUUUACUUGGACCUUGUCCCUGUGCGCUCCUUCCUCCAUACAUCUGGUGGAGGAAAAGUUAUCCCUGCCAAAGAAACUUCUAGACAUUCCCCGGUUACCUUAGAGGAACAGAAGGACCCCUCAUGUCAAGUUAAAGAGGUCACUUCAGCAAACCCCUCUGAGCCAGAGCCAACACCUGUUUUAAAUGGCACCAGUUCAACAUCUGCUAUCAGCAAAGCAGAACAAGAGCGCCCCCUGACUCCUACUCCGCCACAGCCCCAAACUCAAGCACCCAAACCCUCAUCCCAAAGCCAGGAGACCCCUAAGAGGACCUUCAACCCCAAAAGCCCGAUGGUUCAGACUGCUGCUGGACUCCCUCACAGUCCUCAACCCCCGCGACCCAAGGCAUUUACCAUCGGGUGUACCGGCGCAGUUGAGGGGAAACUGGGCAAAAACCGCACAGAGGCCGACAUGCGCCGCUACACUGACGAUCGCGACCGUCUGGAGAAGGAAAGGGAGGAGGUGAGGAGCAGUCUGGCAAACCUGAAAAAGGAGAGGAGGGAGACCAAAGAGGAGCUCAGCGCCUGCCAAGAUCCCAAGCAGCAGGCCUCACUAGAAGCCCGGCUGAAGCAGAGGGAGGAGGCGUGUCGGGAAGCAGAGCGUCGCAGGGUAGAAGUGGAGCUCCAGUUGGUAGAAGUGAAGGAGAGUCUGAAGAAGGUGGAGUCAGGGCCUUUCACACUGGGAACCACACUGGACAGCAGCCUCCAGGACUCACCCAUGCCUAAAACAGCGACCCUGCCUACUCCUCAGACUUCAUUAUCAUCACCACCACCGCCAUCAUCAUCAUCAUCAUCAUCAUCAUCCCAACCCUCCAGCAGCAAUGUCAGUGCAGACACAGCCUCUCCUGUCAACUCUGCCUCCGCGCUAAAGAACAGACCUGCCUCCAUCAUGGCCACGAAAGGCAAAGUCCUGCAGAAAGCUAAAGAGUGGGAAAAGAAAUCCACCACCUAAGAGAAAAUAUGAAUGUCCUCUGACCUCCUGUGACCUUGAAGGUCAACCCAUUUCUCUCGGUCUGGUCGGCUGUCUACAACUUGUCCUGCUUUAGCAAGGAAGUGCCGGUUUAACAGCCCAGACAAUUAAAUAAAUAUCCUCCCUUCCCCGGAUCUUUCAUCCUCUGCACCUCCUUGCCAAGACUAUAUAGAGCUCAUCAGAGAGAGGCACAAGCCGUCUUCUCCAAUACCACUGGAUAAUCUUUAUAAAUCUUUAAAAGUUCCAAUGACUUUUCAAGCUAUUUUUCUCCAUUUGCUAAAGGAAGGAAAUUGACGCAGUAGCAUUUUGGCCAGUCUAAUAACUAUUCUUGAUAAUGAUGCACAAAUAGGAUGUUUCAACACUGCAAACAACCUAAAGUUUGAUACCACUGAAGAAAGAAAGACGCCCCUCUACUUAAUUGGCCACUUUGUACACUCUAGAUUGUAGCUUGGUUCAUAUAUGCUGGUAGCCAAGAUGUAAAUAUAUUUACACCAUUAUUCAGCCUUUUGGCUUGUAUUGCUAGCUAAAAAUGCACUUUUUAUUCAAAUAAAAAUGUACUGACAAC